UCUGAUGUUGGAGAACUGUCACAAUACCUUUCCAUGUAUGUGUUAAGUAAACAUGGUUACCAUCUGGUAUCGGAUGAAUGGAUUUUACUAACGAACUGAACAUCAAGAUCUCGAAUCCUCUAUGGUAGCUUUGAAAUUAACUUAAACUGCGUGCGAUGAACAGUUUAUUUACAUCUAGAUAGAGAAAUAGUAUUUUCAUUUCCAUGGAACAUAUCUGACAUUGUAUUCUUACAGAGAGAAAACCAUGGAUGGCUAUAAUAGCAGUGCUGCCAAUGUAACGUCCUCAAGCGAUGAACAAGUAUCGUUUGCAAUCUCAGUUUUUUUCGUGUUUCUGCCUGGCUGUGUGUUUAAUAGCAUUGCCAUUUUUAUCAUUGCGAAGGAUGUGAAAACAUUGCAUUCGCCGACAAAUACGUUGCUAUUUCUGUUAAUUUUAUUCGACUUUUUAGCUUUAAUUUCUUCAUAUCUAUGGUUAGUUAUCGACACCAACUUCGAGCCUAUUCCAUGCCGAAUCAAAAUUAUUACUAAUCCGCUUUUUCUACUGUUUACUGGUUUACUCAGCCUAAUCCUUGCAGUUGACAGAUAUAUUGCGCUCAACUUUGUAUUCUUUUAUCGGGAGAAUGUAACAUCGAAGAUCUGGCUGUAUGUGUCACUUGGCGCCCUGCUUUUCUGCUUAUUUAUUGGGUCGCUACCUCUUAUGGGAUUGGGAACAGUAGGGAACUAUUCCCCCAUAUCCAAACAAUAUACAUGUUCCAGUUUUGCCUACGAACCCGAGCCUUUGAAGAAAGUUUAUGGUAUAACACAACCAUCUCUCGGACUUGUUUUGACAGUGUGCAUUGUUGUCCUCAAUACGUUGACAAUAAGAACUGUCCUUAAGAUGAAACAAAGGAUUCGUGAUCAAGAGAUUCAUAUUGGCCAGGAGAACCUGCCUUCCCAUGAAAUACUCUUCGCUAAUUUGGUUACUGUAAUGACACUGGGAUCCAUAGUAUGUUGGGCACCAUUUCAUUUGGUCAACAUUUUACAAACCGCUGGACGAAAACCACCAGAAGGAUUGAUAGCUUUUAUGCAUUCGGUAGCCGGCUUGAGUUUCUCUCUUGACCCUUUGUUAUAUGUGUGGAUCAGAAAAUCCGUCAGGAAGAAGCUUGUCACUGUCUUUCGUAAUUGUAACAGAUGCAAGAGUUCUUCUAACCGCUCUACUAUAGUCACAUGACCACGGCCAUUUAUACGUGUACUAAUGAUGAAUGAUGACAGCACUAUUCCUGUCCGGAUGCAUGUGACAGGACAUUUUGACAGCGAAAAACUUCAGCUCUAGGGAAUGGCCAAUUUGUAUAUAUACAUGUAUACCAAUACAUAUAUUCCUUAAGGGAGUUUCCAAUACAUACAGAGAGCUUGUGUGUUUCAACUUAUUUUACCUUACAGAGAUUUGGUUUGGUUUAUUAUUGUUUAACGUCCUAUCAACAGGUCAUUUAGGACGGCCUCACGUGCAUGUGCGUGUGGCGAGUGCGUGUGUUUUGGGAGGCUGCGGUAGAGAGGCUAGUUGUAUGGUUUACUUUUUUUAUCAUGUUAUAUAAUUCUUACAUUAUAAAAGUACUAUCAUUCCUACUCCAAAGAGAGAGAGAGAGAGAGAGAGAGAGAGAGAGAGAGAGAGAGAGAGAGAGAGAGAGAGAGAGAGAGAAGAAAA
Molecule: messenger RNA, 1678 nt
Organism: Pecten maximus
Lineage: Eukaryota; Metazoa; Mollusca; Bivalvia; Pectinida; Pectinidae
Product: neuropeptides B/W receptor type 2-like
Exons: 2
Coding region: 245-1207 (320 amino acids)
Biological process (GO): positive regulation of cytosolic calcium ion concentration; inflammatory response; adenylate cyclase-activating G protein-coupled receptor signaling pathway
Cellular component (GO): plasma membrane
Molecular function (GO): G protein-coupled receptor activity
Source: RefSeq, a predicted model, not a curated record